AGAAAGGAGGCUCCAGCGGGACCCUGCGCUCCUCAACAUGAGACACUUGAACAUCAUUUUACUUUUGGUCACACACUGGGAACACCUGACUGUGCAAACUCCCUGACAAACUCCCAAGGGAACUUUCACGGUGUACGCACGCCUUCCGCACGUAGUAAAGAAGGUGUUUGGAGGCGAAGCAGCUGCUGAGGAGUGAAGAAGACUGUCAGCACAUUCCAGUGGAAGCAACCGGACUGAAGUGAUCAACCAAACUACAAGGCAGAGGGCAUCAAAGAAAAAAAAAUGGAAGAGCAGUUUGCAGGCUUCGUUCUAGCCGACUAUGCAGUCUUUGCUGCCAUGUUGUCUGUUUCUAUGGCCAUCGGACUCUUCCAUGCCCUGAAGAAGAGGCCGGGGGGAGCCACUGCUGAUGACUUCUUCACCGGGGGUCGGAGCUUGUCGGCAGUGCCUGUUGGGCUGUCGCUCUGUGCCAGUUUUAUGUCAGCAGUCCAGGUUAUAGGUGUUCCCGCUGAGGCUUCUCGCUAUGGCUUUAAAUUCCUCUACAUGUGCCUUGGACAAAGCAUCAACUCCCUGCUGACAGCUUACCUAUUCCUGCCAGUUUUCUUUCGACUGGGCAUCACCAGCACCAAUCAGUAUCUGAAGAUGAGAUUUGGCAGAGGGAUGCAGCUGUUGGGGAGUGUCCAGUUUCUAGUGGCGACGCUGCUUUACACAGGGAUUGUCAUCUUUGCACCUGCCUUGAUCCUCAACCAAGCUACUGGACUCAAUAUGUGGGUUUCUCUGUUUUCUACUGGGACCAUUUGCACCCUCUACACCACACUGGGUGGCAUCAAAGCUGUGAUCUGGACUGAUGUGUUCCAGAUUGUUGUCAUGUUGUCCGGCUUUGUGGCAAUUUUCAUCCACGGCACAGUUCUGGUUGGUGGUCCUGCAGUUGUGCUGGAGAUUGCCAAAAAUGGAUCACGUAUUAAUUUUAACGAUUUUGGUAUUGACCCUCGGCAGCGCUAUACCUUCUGGAGCCUUUCUGUCGGAGGUGCAUUGGUUUGGCUAUCCAUGUAUGGGGUAAACCAAGCUCAAGUCCAGCGCUACGUCUCCUGCAGAACAGAAAGCGACGCCAAGUGGGCGCUGUUUGUGAAUCAAGUGGGUCUGUGUGUCAUUGUGAGCAGUGCAGCAACCUGCGGCAUCGUCAUGUUUGCUUAUUACAGGAACUGUGAUCCACUGAAGUCUGGGAGGAUUGCUGCCCCCGAUCUGUAUAUGCCGUACUUUGUGUUGGAAAUAUUCAGAGAUCACCCUGGAUUUGCAGGUCUUUUCCUUGCCUGUGCAUACAGUGGGACUCUGAGCACUGCCUCCACAAGUAUCAAUGCCAUGGCUGCAGUAACAAUGGAGGAUCUGCUGCGACCUCAUCUGCGCCACAUGACCCAGAAGAAAUUGAUACUUGUUUCCAAAGGAUUGUCAUUCCUGUACGGUGUUGGUUGUAUCACCAUGGCUGCUCUCUCCUCCUUCCUUGACUGGGGAGUUCUUCAGGGGUCGUUCACUGUCAUGGGCGUGGUCAGUGGUCCAUUACUGGGCGUAUUCAUCUUGGGUAUGUUUGUUCCAGCAACUAACAGGCUGGGGGCGUUCUCAGGAAUGUUAGUGGGCUUUGGUGUCUCUCUGUGGUUGGCUGUUGGUUCAACUCUUUACCCACCCAGUGAGGAUACCAUGGGUGUCCUGCCCAGCUACGCAGGUGAAUGUGGACCCAGCAACAUCACCCUGAACAGCAUCCCACACCAGGACCAACCCUCCAUCUCCCCCCCGCUUUAUCCCAAUGACCCAGGGGGCCUGCUUCACUUGUACGCCAUCUCCUACCUCUACUUUGGUGCCAUGGCAACUAGUUCAGUCGUGUUAGUUGGGCUGAUUGUGAGCUAUGCAACAGGACCAACAAAAAGGCAUCAUAUUAAAGAGGGUUUGUUAUGGUGGGAUCUAAACAAAAAGCAAGUAGAUGUCCCAUCAGAGUGCAAAGUACUCAAGGCGACAGAUAAAGCACACCUUGUGCCUUUGAAAGACCUGCAUAAAGAAGACACAAAUGAAGUAGAAGAACCAACAGAUGUUGGCAAUAAUUAAUCACUACUAAGAGCUAAGGUUGGACAACUGAACUUAUUUUAAUUCGAAAAAGCAAAGACAGUGGCUUUUC
Messenger RNA from Etheostoma cragini (Arkansas darter), 2161 nucleotides. It is a transcript of the gene slc5a5, whose product is annotated as solute carrier family 5 member 5. The record is from RefSeq and is a predicted model, not a curated record. NCBI's taxonomy places the organism in Eukaryota, Metazoa, Chordata, Actinopteri, Perciformes, Percidae. Gene Ontology annotation, molecular function: symporter activity. Gene Ontology annotation, cellular component: membrane. The transcript has 16 exons. Gene Ontology annotation, biological process: iodide transmembrane transport; sodium ion transport. The coding region runs from base 283 to 2091 and encodes 602 amino acids.